AUGGAAUCUAAGUCAGUCACAAUAAGUGCAAAAUUACAACAAUCCAAUUAUUCUGCAAUUUCAAAUCUUCCCAAACAUGUUAUCAGCUAAAUUAAAAGAGAAGGUGACUUAUAUAUUUAAGCUGCUGGUAAGUGUGAGAAAAUUUGGAAUGAGAUGAGGAAGAAUGAUUUUAUAACUGAUGCUUAAUUAAACUUCAUUACAGCGCAAAGGGUUUUCGAUGCUUGCAGGACAGAAAUUGUUCAAUUAUUGAAACUGUAAAAUGAUUAAGACUUCUUUGAACUGUUUGAUUAAGAUAAUGAUGGAAUUCUAAAUGAGGAUGAGUAAAUCUUGGUGUUUUCAGUCAUUAAAGAAAAAAUGCAUUAAGUGGCUACAGCCUUACUAAAAAUAUAGGAAUAUAUAUUAUUUAAAUAGUUGAUGAAAGAACUACGAAUCUUGGAGGCAAACAUAGCACAUUAUUAGAAUUAGCUCAGAUAGAGAAUCUCAUUAAAAGAAAGAAAAGUUUACAAAGAAAUUGGGUAGGAAAAAUUGGAUGAUUUCUAUGAUUAAUAUUAUUAGGAAUUUUAAUAGCUUAUUAAAUAUAAGAUAGACAGAAGAGCAUAAUUAAAAUAAACUCAAGAAAAUGAACUUGGUUUGUUAGAGGAUCGCUUAUCUAAAGAUACAGAACUUAUGAAAGUUAAGCCAAAGAAAAAGUUGAAGGAUUUACAAACCUAAGAAAAAUUAGUUAGUUUAGAAGAAAGAGUUGAAGAAGCCUUAGACUUUCGAAAAGAACUUAAAGACUUGGAGAAAAACGAGUAAGAUAGAGUCUAUAAAGUCUAAAAAUAUCGAAUCGAAAAAUAACAUAGUGAUUUAUUAUUCAAAUAGUAGAAGGAAAGAGAGCAGUUAGAAGGUAAACUCUAAGAAACGGAAUACAAGUUAAUAAUUCAAAUGAAGAAGGCAUAUGAUGUAUUACUUAAACAAAUUAAUUUACACAAUAAUGAAAUCACUCGAAUACAAAGCUUGUCGACUAAUUUAGCUUUGAAGAAGGGAUUGUAUGAGGGAGAAGCAAAAAGAUAGAAGGUCUAAGCUCAAUUGUAGAAUGGGAUUAUUGCAUAAACUAAAGCUAUUAGCAAUUAGGAUAAAAAAAUGAAUGAAUUAGAAGAAUUUUAAGAGUCAGAAACUAUAAGAAAGUUGGAAACUAGAAAGAGCAUGCAAAUCUCUGGAUCUCCAGGCUAACAUAUUAUAUCAGAAGAAAGUGAUAAAACACCUAUGGGUUAGACAUUUAAAUUUGGGAAGAACAAGAAUUUCUAUUCAAUUAGAAAAAUAAUUAAAGAAUCAAAGAAUAUUACUUAAUUUUAUAUUCAGAAAAAAUAUGGAGCAGACCUACCUGUUAAUUUUGUGAAAAGUGCUCAUAAUCUAUAAGGUGAUCAACAUGAAAAGAUUGAGAGAUUUUUAUCGGUUAAGAAGAAAUCUCAUCAUGAUCUCUUGCCUCCGAUAACCUAAUUGUAUGACGAUGAUAUGCAAGAGAGACCAAUUAAAGGAAUUACUAAGAGUGAUGAAGAAAUUUAAAAGGAUAAAGCAUUAAAAAGAGCCUUUAUAAAUGAGAAGCUCUUCAGGAAUGAUUGA
Molecule: messenger RNA, 1602 nt
Organism: Paramecium tetraurelia
Lineage: Eukaryota; Ciliophora; Oligohymenophorea; Peniculida; Parameciidae
Exons: 7
Molecular function (GO): protein binding; calcium ion binding
Source: RefSeq, a predicted model, not a curated record